Scomber japonicus (chub mackerel) is the source of this 3117-nucleotide messenger RNA. RefSeq names its product NLR family CARD domain-containing protein 3-like. Lineage: Eukaryota; Metazoa; Chordata; Actinopteri; Scombriformes; Scombridae. Gene Ontology annotation, molecular function: protein binding. The record is from RefSeq and is a predicted model, not a curated record. The annotation marks the transcript as partial. The transcript is spliced from 8 exons.
GAGCUGAAGAAGAUGCAGAAGGAUCUGAAUCCAGAUUACCCAGAAUACUUAGAGAGUCAGAGUGAGGAUGAGGAGGUGUUGGACGGUGAGGAGGAAGAGCAGAGGAGGAGCAGCAGAGAGGCAUUUCUGAAGAUCACAGUGCACUUCCUGAGGAGAAUGAAGCAGGAGGAGCUGGCUGAGCGUCUGCAGAGCAGAACUCCUGCUGCAAAGUGUCAAUAUAAACUCAAGUCUAACCUGCAGAAGAAGUUCCAGUGUCUGUUUGAGGGGAUCGCUAAAGCAGGAAACCCAACCCUUCUGAACCAGAUCUACACACCGCUCUACAUCACAGAGGGAGGGACUGCAGAGGUCAAUGAUGAACAUGAGGUCAGACAGAUUGAAACAGCAUCCAGGAAACCAGACAGACCAGAAACAACAAUCAGACAAGAAGACAUCUUUAAAGCCUCACCUGGAAGAGAUGAACCAAUCAGAACAGUGAUGACAAAGGGAGUGGCUGGCAUUGGGAAAACAGUCUUAACACAGAAGUUCACUCUGGACUGGGCUGAAGACAAAGCCAACCAGGACAUAGACUUCACAUUUCCAUUCACUUUCAGACAGCUGAAUGUGCUGAAAGAGAAAAAGUACAGCUUGGUGGAACUUGUUCAUCACUUCUUUACUGAAACCAAAGAAGCAGGAAUCUGCAGGUUUGAAGAGUUCCAGGUUGUGUUCAUCUUUGACGGUCUGGAUGAGUGUCGACCUCCUCUGGACUUCCACAACACUGAGAUCUUGACUGAUGUUACGGAGUCCACCUCAGUGGAUGUGCUGCUGACAAACCUCAUCAGGGGGAAACUGCUUCCCUCUGCUCGCCUCUGGAUAACCACACGACCUGCAGCAGCCAAUCAGAUCCCUCCUGAGUGUGUCGGCAUGGUGACAGAGGUCAGAGGGUUCACUGACCCACAGAAGGAGGAGUACUUCAGGAAGAGAUUCAGAGAUGAGAAGCAGGCCAGCACCAUCAUCUCCCACAUCAAGACAUCACGAAGCCUCCACAUCAUGUGCCACAUCCCAGUCUUCUGCUGGAUCACUGCUACAGUUCUGGAGGAUGUGUUGAAAAGAAAAAGGAGAAGAGAGCUGCCCAAGACCCUGACUGAGAUGUACAUCCACUUCCUGGUGGUUCAGUCCAAAAUGAAGAAGGUCAAGUAUGAUGGAGGAGCUGAGACAGAUCCACACUGGAGUAAGAACAGCAGGAAGAUGAUUGAGUCUCUGGGAAAACUGGCUUUUGAGCAGCUGCAGAAUGGCAACCUGAUCUUCUAUGAAUCAGACCUGACAGAGUGUGGCAUCGAUAUCAGAGCAGCCUCAGUGUACUCAGGAGUGUUCACACAGGUCUUUAAAGAGGAGAGAGGGCUGUACCAGGACAAGGUGUUCUGCUUCAUCCAUCUGAGUGUUCAGGAGUUUCUGGCUGCUCUUCAUGUCCAUCUGACAUUCAUCAAGUCUGGACUCAAUCUGCUGGCAGGAAAACAAACAACAUCCCAGAUACGUUUCUACCAGAGUGCUGUGGACGAGGCUUUAAAGAGUCCAAAUGGACACCUGGACUUGUUCCUCCGCUUCCUCCUGGGUCUUUCACUGCAGACCAAUCAAAUGCUCCUACGAGGUCUGCUGAGACAGACACGAAUUAGCUCACAGUCCAAUCGGGAAGCAGUUGAGCACAUCAAGAAGAAGAUCAGUGAGAAUGUGUCUGCAGAGAGAAACAUCAAUCUGUUCCACUGUCUGAAUGAACUGAAUGAUCGUUCUCUAGUGGAGGAGAUCCAACAGUACCUGAGAUCAGGAAGUCUCUCCACAGAUAAACUGUCUCCUACUCAGUGGUCAGCUCUGGUCUUCAUCUUACUGUCAUCAGAAAAAGAUCUGGACGUGUUUGACCUGAAGAAAUACUCUGCUUCAGAGGAGGCUCUUCUGAGGCUGCUGCCAGUGGUCAAAGCCUCCAACAAAGCUCUGCUGAGUGGCUGUAACCUCUCAGAGAGAAGCUGUGCAGCCCUGUCCUCAGUUCUCAGCUCCCAGUCCUCUAGUCUGAGAGAUCUGGACCUGAGUAACAACAAUCUGCAGGAUUCAGGAGUGAAGCAGCUUUCUGCUGGACUGGAGAGUCCAAACUGUGGACUGGAAACUCUCAGUCUGUCAGGAUGUCUGAUCACAGAGGAAGGCUGUGCUUCUCUGGCCUCAGCUCUGAGCUGCAACCCCUCCCAUCUGAGAGAGCUGGACCUGAGCUACAAUCAUCCAGGAGACUCAGGAGAGAAGUUACUGUCUGCUGGACUGAAGGAUCCACACUGGAGACUGGACACUCUCAGGGUGGACCAUGGUGGAGAGCAGUGGUUAAAACCUGGUCUGAAGAAGUAUUUCUGUGAACUCACACUGGACACAAACACAGUAAACAGAUACCUCAAACUGUCUGAUAACAACAGGAAGGUGACAUGUGUGAAGGAGGAUCAGUCAUAUCCUGAUCAUCCAGACAGAUUUGAUGUCUGGGCUCAGCUGCUGUGUAGUAAUGGUCUGACUGGUCGCUGUUACUGGGAGGUCGAGUGGAGAGGAAGAGUUAUUAUAUCAGUGAGUUACAGAAGAAUCAGCAGGAAAGGAUACAGUUAUGACUGCAGGUUUGGAUUUAACGAUCAGUCCUGGAUUCUGAUCUGCUCUGAUGAAGAUGGUUACUCUGUUUGGCACAAUAACAGAGAAACAUCCAUUCCCUCCUCCUCUUCCUCCUCCUCCUCCUCCUCCUCCUCCUCCUCCUCCUCCUCUUCCUCCUCUGUCUCUAACAGAGUAGCAGUGUAUGUGGACUGUCCUGCUGGCACUCUGUCCUUCUACAGAGUCUCCUCUGACACACUGAUCCACCUCCACACCUUCAACACCACAUUCACUGAACCUCUGUAUGCUGGGUUUGCGUUUGGGUCUGAUGGUUCCUCAGUGUCUGUGUUGAUCCGCGCGGAGCGGCAGCGCGAGACCGGAAACCGGAGCUACAUCCGAGAGUCCGUGCACGCGCAGCAGCUGACGGCAGGUGUCAGUAGUGGAGCAGCUGAAGUCUGGAGAGGUGAACUCCAUCUCAACACGACGGCUUUAAAAAGCUUCAUCCAAAACUCGUCCAAACCUCAGACUGACUGA